This is a messenger RNA of Suillus subalutaceus, 1167 nucleotides long. RefSeq lists its product as uncharacterized. The coding region runs from base 1 to 1167 and encodes 388 amino acids. The record is from RefSeq and is a predicted model, not a curated record. Lineage: Eukaryota; Fungi; Basidiomycota; Agaricomycetes; Boletales; Suillaceae. The transcript has 7 exons.
AUGACAGACUAUGACAUGGAUUUUGAAUCGAAUUCAUCGUCAUCUCGAGAUUCAUCCCCGGCAUCGUCGCCGUUGUUAGCACCCUUGGACUCAUCUCCGCCCUCGAGUCACAGCAUGAGCCGUUUCUCUCAUCCGUUCGCGGCAUCGGCAAAAGCCAACAAACGCCCUCCACAGCGGGAAAAGAAGGCAAGAUACUCCCCCGAGUACACCUCCCGCACUUACUCCAACGCCAUUGUCCCGCAGCUCAGUCUAUUCUCGCUCGCUGGGAGAAAAAGACUACUUGCACGACGAAACGUCAAGUCUCUUCUCUCUAGACUCGAGCACGUCCGCGUUACGUUGAUCGCGAUGGAGCGAUUAUGGGACGACGCGUUGCGCAAACCCUUCGAUACAGCAAAGUCUAUUCUCCGGACGCAGUUUGUCACCGUCAAGACCGAGCCAGCUUUCGAGGUCCCGAACUCGGGCAAGGAACGACAUAUGCUUCAACUCUACCUCUUUGGAAACAACAUUCACGAUCUUCCUCCUGAGCUUUUCAAGUUAGAAAAUCUGACUGUGUUGAGUCUGCAGAUGCGAGACAUGAAACUCUUGAAGUUACAGCUCAACCCAAAUCCCUUCUUAGCCGAGCCGUCCUUUGCUCGCGUCCCCUCCGCCUCUCGCGACAUCCUGUCUCAGCGGCGGUCCAUGACUCGCAUAUUCUCACAAUACAGGGAGUCGGCGGCGAAUUCAUCGAGAGCGAUCACAUUACUCUGCUCACUGAAAGACGACAACUCUCGGACUGUGCUCAGCGAAUAUUAUGGGGUCCCUCUUUCCGACGUUUGGAACGUGCCAGAAAAUUAUCCCUCUCAAACCUCGAAAGCAUGGCCGGAGGCCAUCGCAGGGCUCGGGCGGGUGUGCAAACCCGGAGCACAAGGGCCGAUUCUUCGUGAGGCACGCUGCCGAGCGAUUCACAUGGGAGCGUCACAUCGCUGGGUAGACGUGGGUGGAGCAGUUCCGCUGCGAUGGAGAGGGUGCAUAGAGACGUGCUUGGCGUUUUUGGAUGAGGAUGCACGGCGGGCCAACGCUCUAGAGCUGCCACCCACGGAUGCGAGCGAUGCGAUGGAUUUUGAUGAGACGGAUGCCGUGAUGGCAAUGGACUUAAGCGGGUUCGGCGUGGAUGAAUUCGAUGACUGA